Messenger RNA from Belonocnema kinseyi, 1029 nucleotides. RefSeq lists its product as uncharacterized. Lineage: Eukaryota; Metazoa; Arthropoda; Insecta; Hymenoptera; Cynipidae. The transcript has 4 exons. The coding region runs from base 457 to 834 and encodes 125 amino acids. The record is from RefSeq and is a predicted model, not a curated record.
CUUAAUGAUGGAAGUCAUGAAGUAUACGAAAAGUUAAAUCAUAUUUUUAAUGUUCCAUAUGCGUUGAAGAUCUCCUGUUUUUAUUUUUUAUGGUGCCUUAAAAUAUGCAAGAAAUUAUCGAAGGACGAAGAAUACAACCAAAGCUCUUUGUCCUUAAAAAACGAGAAUAACCUUUCGCCAUGCGAUUACUCUUAUCUUUUGGAUAGAGGUGAUAGCGAAGACAUUAAAAACAUUGCGAAAUCAAAAGCAAAAUCUAAAUUCUUGGGGAAAACGUCAUUCACGACCAAGAGAGUUAACAACUCAAAGCCCAAGAACGCCGCAAAAAAAUACAAGCCAAUUCAGAAAACCCAAAAGAACAAAUCAAAAAUAUGUAAAAACUAUAAAAGAGGUACGGCAUUGUUAAAAUCAGCAGAAGGCACGUUUUACGUGCACAAAGUUUUUGGGGAUGGCAACUGUAUGUUUCGAGCUAUGAGCUUUAUAUUAUGGGAAACUGAAAAUGAAUACAAAGCUCUUCGAAUUAUGGUGGUGGAACACAUAAAUGAAAAUUGGAGAGAGUAUGGUCCAUUCGUCAUAGCAGAAUGGAAUAUAUCAAAUCGACAAGAAUAUUUCAACUACAUGAUUUCUGAUGGAACUUUUGCAAGCGAAUUGGAAUGCACAGUAUUAGCAAAAUUGCAUCGCAUGAAUCUAUCAAUUUAUCGAGAAGUUAGUUCUGAAGGUAUUUUAAAACAAAUUUUUCAUAAUCGAAUCAGUCGCAACUACCCAACCGCUAGACUUCUUUUCAGUGGACAUUCUGAAAUUGGUCACUAUGAUGUUUUACUCCCAGCUUUUGCUUAAUCCUUUUUAUUUUUAAUCUGCGAACUCAUUAUUUUAAUCUUAUACUAUUUUUAUUACGUCUAAUAAUAUGAACGUACAAAGGAAAAAAAUAAAGAUGAGUUAGUCUUUACUGUUCAUCUAAUAAAGAAAUGUCUUGACUUAUUUCGGGAAUAAAAAUACCAUAAUUAUAUGUAUAUCUAACUGUAAUGAUACAAU